This is a messenger RNA of Prunus avium (sweet cherry), 1857 nucleotides long. NCBI's taxonomy places the organism in Eukaryota, Viridiplantae, Streptophyta, Magnoliopsida, Rosales, Rosaceae. The record is from RefSeq and is a predicted model, not a curated record.
AAAUUAUAGGUAAACCUAAAAAUUGGAAAGAGAGUUUGAGAAAUUGUUGAAGUAUCAGGUCAUUUUGCUGAAAUUUAAAUUUCACUUCAGUUUGGGCAGAGCACUGCAAAUUCCAUGGCUUGGUGGCGCCUCCUCAUUUCCAAAACCCCCAGCGCCACACCCCCACCUCUUCUCCCAAACCCUAGCCCUAACUCUAAUCGCCUGCAGCUCUCCCUCUUCCUCCUCCAAACCUCUCCAUUCUCCACCUCCUUCCUCAUCACCAAAACCCCCAAAAAAUUCAAAAAAAAGCGCAAGAAAGACGAAAGCCCUCGAACGAAGCUCGUCCAGACCCAACCCAACCUCAUCCCCCACUUCGAGCACAUCGUCGAGCGCGAUGCCCACUUUCGGUUCCUCACAAAAUCCAGAGACUUCCUCUCCAAGCAGCCCCACCGCGUCCUCCGCCUCGACGACGCCGGCAAGCUCCACCGAGAACUCGGCUUCCCUCGCGGCCGGAAAAUCGCCCGAUCCCUCCAGCGCCACCCCCUCCUGUUCCAAACCUACCGCCAUGUCGACAACAAAAUGUGGAUCGGCUUCACCGAGUUCAUGGAAGAUUUGCUCGAACAGGAACGAGUCAUUGUCGACUCAAUGGAAUCGGACCGAGUUAACAAGGUUCGUAAAUUGCUCAUGAUGUCCGCGAACAAGCGUAUCCCUUUGAGUAAAAUCUACCAUUGCAGGUCCUUAUUUGGAAUCCCAGAAGAUUUUCGGGACCGGGUUUCGAAGUACCCUAAUUAUUUUCGAACUGUGGUUGAGGAAGGUGGGAAGAGAAUGCUUGAAUUGGUGAAUUGGGAUCCGUUGUUGGCGGUGAGCACUUUGGAGAGGGAGUUUAUGGUUGACGAGGAGAAAGUGAAGAGGGCUUUUAGGUUUCCAGUGAAGCAUGGGAAGGAUUUGGGUUUGGAAAAAGAGGAUGAGAGGAAAUUGAACUUAUUGAACUCCCUUCCUCUGGUUUCGCCUUAUUCGGAUGGGUCAAGAUUGGACCUUUGGACUCUGGAAGCGGAGAAGUACAGAGUGGGAGUGUUGCAUGAGUUUUUGAGCUUGACAUUGGAGAAGAGGGCUUCUAUACACCAUGUUGUGGAGUUCAAGGAGGAGUUUAGUUUGACCAAGCAUACUUAUCAGAUGCUUUUUAAGCAGCCCAGAACGUUUUAUCUCGCUGGGACAGAGAUGAAUUGGGUUGUUUUCUUGAAAGAUGCUUAUGACCAAAAUGGGGUUUUGAUUGAGAAGGAUCCGCAGGUGGUUUUCAAUGAGAAGCUGUAUAAGUACGCUGAAAUGAAGGAAAUGGAACAGGGUUCUGUUGAUCAAUGGAAAUGACAAGAGGGUUUGGACAAUUUGUGGGAGUUCUUUGCUUGUGCUCCAAGGAAUGUUGUCUUAUAGCUUGAGGAAGCUUGGACCUAGAAGGAACUUGGGUGCAUCAGAGGUAUCUUGGUUGGUCCUUGAAUAGCUGUAUCUUGUGUUGCAAGGUUUUUCGAGUCAUAAGAAAUCAUAACAUGUGAUGUAUAUAAACCUUGGUGGCACCUUGUGGAAAUUUGGAUUAUUUAUCAACGAUAUGUCAUUUACUUGGUAAUUUUGUGGAUGAAGGUGUGCAAAAAUAAACCUCAGAGCUUUGAGUUGCAGCAGGAGUUUUCAUGUCUUGUUGGUCAACUGGUGCCUGGGUGAUGGUGAUCAUUUAAGAAAAUGAACUGAGAAUUUUGUGAACAGGGGAAUUCUGAUACUACUACAAAGCAAGGAUUUACUUGGAGAGCAAAUUUUGUUUUUGUAUUCUUUUGUAACUAGAUUUCAGGUACUUAAUGAUUGGUGAAAAUGAGGUCCAAAGUUCUGUUCUGA